AUGUCUGUGUGGACUGUGGCAUGUUUCCUGAGUGCAAUGAGAGAAAAAGGAAUACAUUGUCCCUUCUGUCAUGGAAAUGUGACGAGAAGAGAAAGAGCACGUCCUGAACAGGCCUUAGACCUUGAAAAUAUCAUGAGGAAGUUUUCUGGUAGCUGCAGAUGCUGUGCAAAACAGAUUAAAUUCUAUCAUAUGAGACAUCCUUACAAAUCUGGUAAGAAGUAUCAGGAUGAAUAUGGUGUUUCUUUUAUCAUUCCAAACUUUCAGAUCUCUCAAGAUUCAGUAGGAAACAGUAAUAGGAGUGAAACGUCCACAUCUGGUAACACAGAAACUUACCAAGAGAAUUCAAGUUCUGGGCAUCCCAUCUUUAAGUGUCCCUUGUGUCAAGAAUCAAAUUUUACCAGACAGCGUUUACUGGAUCACUGUAACAGCAAUCACCUAUUUCAGAUAGUUCCCCUGACAUAA
This is a messenger RNA of Choloepus didactylus (southern two-toed sloth), 462 nucleotides long. Its product is annotated as E3 ubiquitin-protein ligase RNF138-like. The record is from RefSeq and is a predicted model, not a curated record. The coding region runs from base 1 to 462 and encodes 153 amino acids. The transcript has 2 exons. Lineage: Eukaryota; Metazoa; Chordata; Mammalia; Pilosa; Megalonychidae.